UUUUGUUUUCUGGUAUUACUACUACUGAAAGAGAGAGGUUUCGUUUAAUCUCUUAUCUGGGUCUCAGAGAUCUGAAAGAAAAAACUUUCAACCUUUCAAACCCAAAACAAAUUUCUGCAAUUCUUUUCCUCAUCUUCCUUUUCUGAAGCUAGUAGGGUUUUCGAGUUUCCGACUUUUAUUCACCAUAUUUCUGAGAUGCAGUAAAGAGCCUGAAAAUUUGAGGCGCAUAUAUAUACAUACAUAAAUAUUAUAUAUAGUGAUACUGGGUCAACAUGGAGUUUGUGCAAGAGGAUCAAAAAGAAGAUCAGUACUCCGAUAACAAUAGAGAUGAAGAAGCUCACGAGGAUCAAGAGGAAGAAGAAGAAGAUGAUGAGGUAAGAAAUAUCAGUACUACCAUUCAACCUCCUUUGUCGUUUUGCGCUUCAUCUUCUGGGUAUAUCCACAACAACAAUCUUCAGCUGAUGGACUACUUGUCGCUGAAAAGUAGUAGUAGUACUACUACAGCCAGUCAAAGCGAAGAGGGAAUUACAGAGAAUAUUAAUAAUAAUAAUAAUAACGAUGGGGUUUGGUUGUGCGGCGGCGGCGGCGUCGGAAGCGGAGGAGGCGGAGGGGAGAGAGAGCACAUGUUCGACAAGGUGGUGACGCCGAGCGACGUCGGGAAGCUGAACCGGCUGGUGAUUCCGAAGCAGCACGCCGAGAAGUACUUCCCGCUCGACUCGGCGGCGAACGAGAAGGGGCUGCUGCUGAACUUUGAGGACCGGAACGGCAAGCCGUGGCGGUUCCGGUACUCCUACUGGAACAGCAGCCAGAGCUACGUCAUGACCAAGGGAUGGAGCCGCUUCGUCAAGGAGAAGAAGCUCGACGCCGGCGACAUUGUCUCGUUCGAGCGCGGCGUCGGCGACUCCGGUAAGGGCCGCUUGUACAUUGACUGGAGGCGACGCCCUCAUCAUCAUCACCACCAUUUCCCAAUUGAUCAUCAUCAUCAACAACAAUAUCAUUCGCCUUAUGCACAGUCGGUUAGAUGGGGCGGCCGUGGCGGUAGUGGCGGAGGAGGAGGACUAAUCUACUCGCUGCCCUCGUCGGUUUCCGUGCCGAUGCCUCCUCCCCGACAGCACGAGAAUUUUCAGUACAAUUACGACAUUCAGACGUAUCCUUAUCAUCAUCAUCAUCCAUAUCAUCAUCCUCCUCCUCCUCCUCCACGUCAUCAUCAUCAGUAUGAUCAUCAUCAUCAUCACCAGCACCAGCACCAACAACAUCAAAUUAGCGGCAUUCAUAAUCAUCACAACAUGAACAAUUAUCAUGUUGGAAUGUCAGGAAAUGUAGUCUCGCCGAUGGUGAUUGAAUCUAUGCCUGCAGCAGCAGCAAUGGCCGGCCGCCACGGACACCACCACGGGAAAAACGCCCCGCCGGUGGCGCCGUCGAAACGCCUCAGGCUGUUCGGUGUGAACAUGGAGUAUUGUCCCAAAGAAGAUCAUCAAGAGUCGGAUGUUACAAUGGCUUCGCUACUCAGUACCACAACUAGUACUGCUCAUGAUCAUGAUCAUCAUCAUCUAAUUCCUUCCUCUUCGGCUCCAUUUCCUCACCAAGUAAGGUUACCAAAUAACCCCUCUCCAUUGCCGAUAACGAAUCUUAAUCCAGCGGAGUUUUCUGUACACAAGGGUAAAUCUGCUUCCUUGUCUUUUGAUUUGGACCCUUAAUUUAGUUGAGUGCUAUACCACAGGAUCAAAUUAAUGAUACAUCACAAAAUGAACCGUGGAUAGACUACAUAAAGGUUUUUUUCCGACCUGGAUUUCAUUUUGUGUUGUAUCAUAAUUUGCCAAUCAAUUGCAAUGGUUGAAGAUAUAAAAAGUCUUCAGCCUUAUUCAGGUUUGGGGGUUAAUUUGUAAGGAAUUCUACAUGUGAUGUGAAGAUGGAGGUGCAAAAACGUUAAUUAAGCUCAAAGUCGAAUUAGAUCAUCACAUCUUCAGUUUGUGUAUAAUACGAUAUUAAAAAAAAUGAA
Messenger RNA from Morus notabilis, 1999 nucleotides. RefSeq names its product B3 domain-containing protein Os03g0120900. The transcript has a single exon. Gene Ontology annotation, molecular function: DNA-binding transcription factor activity; DNA binding. The coding region runs from base 273 to 1697 and encodes 474 amino acids. NCBI's taxonomy places the organism in Eukaryota, Viridiplantae, Streptophyta, Magnoliopsida, Rosales, Moraceae. The record is from RefSeq and is a predicted model, not a curated record.